AUGUCUUUUGUUUUGGGUGACACCGUAAAGCAGGAUGCUGAAAGAUCUGUCAAAGCGCUUCUUUCACAUGUGCAAAGCGAACAAGCCAGCAGGGCCGUGCCCAUCUACCUCAUGCUCAACACGGCAGAACCCUUGACCAGGCAAUCCGAUCACACACCCCGCAUCAUUCCGUUGAGAAAUAGGCUAUCCAAGCUCUCCGAAGAACGAGUCUUGCUUAUUACAAAGGACCCAUCCACUCCAUACCGUGAUGCCUUGACCAAGAAGGGCUCCGCCAUUGCCGAUGACGAGCUCAUCAAAGAGAUUGUGACCCUCAAAAAGUUGAAAUCCAUUGCCAGAGACUACAGAAAGUUGACCAAACUCUUCAACGAGUACGAUCUCAUUGUGGCCGACCACCGUGUCUAUAAAUUCUUGCCCAACAUCUUGGGAGCCAAAUUCUAUCUCAAGAACAAGAAGUUGCCGUUUAUGGUCCAGAUGGCCAAGCCAGACCCGGAAGCAAAGCUUGUCAAGGGCAAGAAGUCGCCAAAGUUGAAGGAUGAGAGAUGCCACCCAGAGUAUGUCAAGUCACAGUUGAAGUCUAUUGCAAAAAAUACCUACUUCGUUCCCUCUUCCGGUGACUGUAUCUCCAUCAAGGUUGGAUUUUCCGACUGGGAAUGCGGCAAGUUGUUGGAGAAUAUUAAUGACGUUGUGACCUUCUUAACCCACGGUAAGUUCAGACCGAUAGGUGGGGUCAUCCCCAUGGACAAAUUGAAAGGUGUCAACGUCAAAACCAGCACCAGCAUGGCGAUGCCUGUGUAUAAGAAGGCCGACAAAACCACGCAGAGUAUUGACGAGAACUAUGACGAGUUCAACUUUUAG
Messenger RNA from Babjeviella inositovora NRRL Y-12698, 855 nucleotides. RefSeq lists its product as uncharacterized. The record is from RefSeq and is a predicted model, not a curated record. The transcript has a single exon. The coding region runs from base 1 to 855 and encodes 284 amino acids. NCBI's taxonomy places the organism in Eukaryota, Fungi, Ascomycota, Pichiomycetes, Serinales.